GCCCGUGGUCGUGCAGUCCAGGGGGCUGGAUGGCAUGCUGGACCCAAGCUCAGCUCAGUGUCCGGGCCCAAUAACGGCUUUUCCAAGGGAGCAGCUUUCUGUCCUGGCCCCACCGAGGUGCACAGCGUAAUGUCCAUGUUGUUCUACACUCUGAUCACAGCUCUUUUGAUCGGCACCCAGGCAGAAGCCCACCCCGAGAGCCAUGUCCCAGCAGGACACGCCAUCCCCCAAGCCCACUGGACUAAGCUUCAGCAUUCCCUUGACACAGCCCUCCGCCGAGCCCGCAGCACCCCGGCGGGGGCAAUAGCUGCGAGGGUGGCCGGGCAGACCCGCAACAUCACUGUGGACCCCAAACUCUUUAAAAAGCGGAGACUGCGCUCACCCCGCGUGCUAUUCAGCACGCACCCCCCACCUGUGGCCGCAGAUACUCAGGAUCUGGACUUGGAGGCCGGCGGAGCCGCCUUGGCCAACAGGACUCGCAGGAGCAAGCGGUCGUCGUCCCACCCUGUCUUCCACCGGGGCGAGUUCUCGGUGUGCGACAGCGUCAGCGUGUGGGUGGGGGACAAGACCACCGCCACGGACAUCAAGGGCAAGGAGGUGAUGGUCUUGGGGGAGGUGAACAUUAACAAUAGUGUGUUCAAACAGUACUUUUUUGAGACCAAGUGCCGGGACCCCACGCCCGUGGACAGCGGGUGCAGGGGCAUCGACUCCAAGCACUGGAACUCGUAUUGUACCACGACCCACACCUUCGUCAAGGCGCUGACCAUGGACGGCAAGCAGGCUGCCUGGCGGUUUAUCCGGAUUGACACGGCCUGCGUGUGCGUGCUCAGCAGGAAGGCUGGGAGAAGAGCCUGACCUGCAGGACAGCCCCCACCCUCCCCAAGCUCCCCCUCCACACCCUC
Enhydra lutris kenyoni (northern sea otter) is the source of this 902-nucleotide messenger RNA. Its product is annotated as beta-nerve growth factor. Gene Ontology annotation, biological process: neuron projection morphogenesis; positive regulation of peptidyl-serine phosphorylation; memory. The transcript has 2 exons. NCBI's taxonomy places the organism in Eukaryota, Metazoa, Chordata, Mammalia, Carnivora, Mustelidae. Gene Ontology annotation, molecular function: nerve growth factor receptor binding; growth factor activity. The record is from RefSeq and is a predicted model, not a curated record. Bases 130 to 855 code for a protein of 241 amino acids.